AUGUUCCCAGCAAAAAGGAGAUUAAAAGGAGAGUCAUCAGUGAAGAAAAGAAAAAGAUUUGAGUUGUUCUGCAUUAUGUUAAUAAAAAGAAUUUUAGCUUCUUUAGGAGUUAAAGUCAUACAUACAGUGGUUAAGAAAGGAAGGUUUUCAUUUGGAAUAUUGGUAGGUGUUGAUAUUUGUAAAAUUUUAGAUGAGGCAAUAGAUAGGGCUAGAAUGUCAGAAUGCGAUAUUGGUGUUGUAACUUAUUAUGAUAUAUGUAGAAAGAUUGUUUGGCUAAACUCAUAUCAAUUAAACAAACAAGCACUAGUAUUAGAAAACAGAAAUAGAGAAUUUAAAUUGGAUAAUAAU
Molecule: messenger RNA, 348 nt
Organism: Dentiscutata heterogama
Lineage: Eukaryota; Fungi; Glomeromycota; Glomeromycetes; Diversisporales; Gigasporaceae
Source: the annotation of a GenBank genome assembly